Messenger RNA from Pezoporus occidentalis (night parrot), 15274 nucleotides. RefSeq names its product golgin subfamily B member 1-like. NCBI's taxonomy places the organism in Eukaryota, Metazoa, Chordata, Aves, Psittaciformes, Psittacidae. Bases 140 to 14725 code for a protein of 4861 amino acids. Gene Ontology annotation, cellular component: Golgi apparatus. The transcript has 30 exons. The record is from RefSeq and is a predicted model, not a curated record.
UGGCGCCGCCGUGCGACGUCUCCCUCCGGGGCGUGGCGGAGGCUGAGGGGGCCGUGCUGAGGAAGCGGCGGUGGUGGUGACCGGCUGCGGUUCGCAGGGCCCGGCGGCCCCGCCGCUCCCCCGCAGCCAUCCUGAAACUAUGUGGAAAUGGGGUAGUGGAGAUGAUUCUCCUUCCAAAACAGUAGCUGCAGGCUCACAAGAUGCAGGAAGCAUGUCAGUGACAGAUUUGACUGACCAGCUGACAAGUACUGAACAGCUGGUAACACAGCUAAAGGAGCUUGUCAAGGAGAAGGAUGCUGAGCUUCGAAAUAAAGAUCUUCAGUUAAAGGAGGAGAAGGAAGCUGCUGAUGCCAAACUUUCCAAGUUAAAACUGCAAAACAAAGCCAAGGUUGCAUCGUUAACUUCACAGUUGGAAGAACUUAAGAAACAGUUAGCAGUAUCAGGAGGUUCUGAGGCAAAAGCAGAACAAAAGAAGGUGUCAAAAGAUGGUGACCCGGAAAAUGCAGCAGCAAAUCGAGGGAAGAUAUUAGUACUGAGAAGGAGAAUUGAAGAACUAGAAUCUCAGAUCACACAGAAAAAUGAGGAGCUACAAAAAAAGAGUCUUGAGCUGGAGGCACAGCGAUGUCGUGGGGCUGAAAUGGAUGCCAUGCUGGCACAGAAGGAAAAGAAGUUAGCUGAAAGAGAUGCUUACAUCAUUGAUUUACAGACAGCGUGUGGAUCAAGUGGUGUUACCAAUGAAAUUCUCUUUCCCAGUGAAGAAUUGAAGAAUCAGCUGGCUAUUAAAGAGUCGUCACUACAAAGCAUGCAGAUUCUAGUUCAGAACCUUACCAAGAAGGUUGGAGACAGUGAAGAAAAAUGUAGCUUGUUCCAGGAACAGAUUGAGAGUCUUAAAAAUAUGCAGAGCAAAGAAAGAGAGCUUUUCCUGGGAAAAGAAGCCACGUAUAUGAAUAAUGUACGUGUGUGUCAAUAUAUUAUCCAGGAAAAGGAAAAGGAACUGCAGGCACAGAGAGAAAAGCAUGAGCAGGAGCUCUUUAAAUUGGCUGCUAAAUGUGACGCAAGUGCUGACCUAGAACAGCUACUAAAAGCCUUGAAACAGAAGCUCCAUGAAAAGGAAGAAGUCAUGCUGGGAAGGACACAAGUGAUAGAUGUCUUGCAGAAAGAAUUGGAUGCCAAGGACCAGCAAUUGAAAGAGAUUAAUGAAAACCUGAAACGUCUUCUGUCUGAAAAAGAAAACCUUCAGUCUAAACUGGAUGCUGAGAAACACGUAAUGAGAGCCCAGUUAAAAGACAUGAUGGAGAAACAUGAGCUUGAAAUGACAAAAGUUAAGGAGAAAUAUAAUGCUGAACUGCAUGAAAUUCAAGAGAAACAUGAAACGGAGCUGCAAGAGAAGGAUCAGGCCCUGUUUCAGCUGAAGAAACAAGUGGAGGAGUUAAGUGGUAGUGGACAAACAAAGUCAAAAGAAGUUGGCGAUCUGGAGUCUAUAACCAAAGAGAAGAUGAAAGAUUUAGAAGCACAAGUGAAAUUGAAAACAGAAGAGGCCAGCAAAUCUGAAGCAAAAUUUCUGAAAAUGAAAGCUUGGUCUAAAUCAAAAAUCAAACAACUGGAGGAUGAACUAAAAAAUUUUUCAUCAAAGAAUAAUGAUGUGUCUGCCUUAAACAAUCGUAUCUCAGAAUUAGAAACGGAAAAUGAAGAACUCCAGACAAAGCUGCAGUCAUUACAUGAAAUUAGAACUCAAAAUGAAGAAUUGCUGACUAAGCUGGAGGUCUAUGAAGAGCAGCAAAGGAAGCUGCAAGCUGAUCUUGACCAAGUUACAAAGAGGGCAGCUUCACAGGCCAGUGAAUCAGGUAGUGUGGAUGAGCUGCAGAGUCAGCUCUUGGAAUGGCAAGAAAAUGUACAAGAGUCGGAGGAGUCGCACGAUCAAGUCAGGGAAGAGAAAUCUGCUAUGGCCUUGAGAAUGGCUCAGAUUGAGGAGGAGAGAGAAGCCAUAGUCUCAGGGGAACAGGAGCUGGAGGAGGAACUGACCACAGUUCAAGGAAUGGGCAGGCUGCAGGAGGCAAGAAGAAAAAGCAAUCAAACCAGCAGGGAGCUUCAGGAAGAAUACAACUUUGACAGAAAACAAUGCUUUCAAGAAUUGAACGCCACCUUGGAUAGCACUGAUUCAGCUGAAGGAGAAAACAUGGGAGGUUGGUGGCCAGAGUACACUUCACCUAAUGCAGUAGGUUUACGGAGUGUGGUUGAAGAGUUGGAAUUGGAAAGAAAUCAACUGCAGGAACAAAUUGUUUUUCUAGAAGAGCGUUGUCAAGAUUUGGAAGAUAGAUUGCAGCUUCAGGGGAGAAUGGAGGCUCUUCAGGUAACCUUUGGUGUAGAUGAAGAAGGGCAGCUAUUGAGGGCGGUACAGAAUGAAAAUGAACGUUUGCAAACUCAACUCACCCAAAUACGCAACCAACAAAAACAAGAUAUGGAAAAGCAUCAGCUUCUGAUCUCUGGCUUGAAUGAGCAGCUUAAAGGCUUAAGUGACAGGAAUAGCUUCCUUGAAAAUUCCCUUGGAGAAAAAGAACUGAAGUUGUUGAGCACAACAGAAAAACUGGAACAAAUUGAAACUUUGAGGAAAUUGCUUCAAGAAAAGGAUCUUUUGAACAAAGAGCUUGGUGAAAAGUUUGUGCAUACUGAGCAAAAACUGAAUGAAGCCUUAAAGAAAUGCAGCGUGUAUGAAGUGGAGAACACUGAGCAGAAAACAGUCAUCAGUGAUCUAACAGAAAAAGUUGCCACACUGAAGGAAAAGACUUUGAAACAAGAUGGCGUGGUAGAAUCGAUGCAGCUGGAUCUGGACCAGACCAAUGAAGAGCUUGACAAAUUGAACACAAGCCACUUAGAGGAAAGAUCUCAACUUAUUCAAGAUCUCCAGAAAUGUGAAAGAGAAAUUGAUAAUCUUAAGGAAGCACUGGCAGAAAAAGACAGGGAGAUGUCUAUGCUGUCUUUGAAUAUGACAGAGUAUUCUGAACAGGUUAUCAUCCUGAAGCAUCAGGUGCAAUGCAAAGAGGAAGAAAUCCGAGGCAUGGAAGAGGCUUUAUCAAAGGCUGAAAGGGAAACUCAUUUACUGAAAGAAGUACAAACAGCUGAUGUAAGAGAUGCAAGCCUGCAGAUAUCUGCCCUUUCUGAGCAGAGUAAUACAAUGAGAUUAGAGCUUGAAAGAAUCAGAGUUGAGAAUGAAGCUAAAACCAAAGAAAAUGAGGAAUUAAUAAGACAAAGCAGUGAGAACAGCCUUACAAUUAAGGAUCUCCGUUCUGAAAUCCAGGCCAACAGUGUCGCAUACCAUAACAAACUAGCGGAGUGUGAGUCACAAAUUACUUUGCUGAAAGAGCAAAUUAGUAAAUCAUCUGAAAAGCUACAGGAAACUGAGAAUAAACAAAGAAAAGAAACCGAGCAUUUGAAAUCUCAGCUUGAGGAAAGCAAUACUCUAAAGGAAAAAUGGAACAAUUUGCUUAAAGAGAAAGAGAGUAAAGCACAGACACUUGAAAAUGAGUUAAAAUCAAUUAAAGAUUCAUACAACAAACUGGUGUUGGAAAAUGCUAAAAAAGAUGAAGAGUUGACUGAAUUGUCUAGGAAGCUUGUGGAACAUACUGAACAUCAGGAAACAAUUCAAAAAGAGCUACAGGAGAAACAAGAGUUCAUUAUUUCAUUAGAGAAGAAGCUUGGGGUUAUGGAGCAGCAAAAUGAAGAGACUAAACUUAAAUUAACUGGAGAUCUGAAAGCCAAAGAGACAUGCUGCAAAGAACUUAAUAACCAAUUAAAUGAAAUACAUAAACAGAUGAACAAACUGGAAACGGAGGCACAGGAGAAAGCUUCAGCUAAUAAACAAUUGCAGGCAGAUCUUGAAGAGAAAGAGGAAAAACUGGCAGAGCAAAUAAAAGCAAAUGAAUACCUGAAAAAAAGUAUUGAUAUGGUAGAAAAAGAGAAGGAACAGCUGAUCAGUGAAAAGGAGGAUUUGUCCAAGCUCCUGGAUGUAAAAGAGUGUGAAUUGUUAAAGAAAAUCCAGUCUGUGGCAGAAAUAGAGAAUAAGUUAUCUAUUAGCACCGCUGAGUACGAAAAAUCUCUUUCACUACUAAACUGUGAUAAAAACAGUCUGGCAAAAGAGAUUGAACAACUUUCAGUGCUUGCCCAGCAAAAAGAAAAUUCAGUUGCAGAACAGCUGCAGGAGAAAACAAAGGAAUGUAAUGUGCUAACUGAUCAGUUGUUUGAAAGCAAGGAACAGACACAACAGUUGCAGGAGCAAAUGCAAUCACUUCUCAUUCAGCUGAAGGAUACUAGAGACAAAGAAAUAAAAACAGAAGAAAUAUUAAAUAAUAAAUUAUCUGAAUGUAGUAGCCUGAUCCAAGAGCUCAGCCAUAGCAAGGGAAAGAAUUUACUACUGCAGGAACAAAUUCAAAGCCUAACUUUGGAUUUUGAAACUGCAAACAGGUCUCUAAAAGAGAAAACCCUUCAAAAUGAUUCAUUAUGUAAGGAAAUGGAAGAGAGUAAGCUGUGUAUUGUAGAGUUGCAGGAUGAAAUUAAAAAUCUUAAGGAUGUAAAAACAAAGUUAUCACAGUUGGUAGAGGAAAGAGACCUGACUGUGAAAAAUCAGGGUUCAGAACUUGAAAAGUUGCACAAGCAGGUUUCUGAAAACGUGGAAGAAAGUACAGCAUUAAAGAAUCAGCUACAGCUCUUAAGCAAAGAAGUAGAUCAGCUUAGGCAUGAAAAGGAGGACUUUGCAAGCUUAUUGAGCACAAAGUCACACAAGUGUGAAUUUCUUCAGUCACAGGUGGUACAACAACAGUCUGAAAUUACUUCAGCAAGGCAACAAGCACAAACAGCAGCUCUAGAAAAUGACAAGUUGAAAGUAGACAUUGAAACGGUUAAUGUUCUGGUCAUGAAAAAGUCAGAUGAAGUAGCUGCUUUAACUUCACACUUAUCCCAACAAAGUCAUAAUAUUUUAGAACUCAAGGACCAAAUUGAUGGCCUGUUGAUUGAAAAAGAAAACUUAAAAGUUGUCUCUGAAGAAAAAGAAGCUCUCCUUUCUGAAAAGGAGGCUUUGAUUCAGCAAAUGAAAGAGAGUAAACAGGCAGGAGAAGGGCAGUACAUGCAAAUCAUUUCCGAUCUGCAAAACCAAAUACAAGCCCUAGGUUCUGAAACCAACCAGCUUAGACAAACAGUGCAGGAAAAAGAAAAUGAAUUUAAGAGGCAAGGCCAAGAAUUAAAAUUAUUAAAAGAUAAAUCUGAGGAGUCUGAUGUACUUAGGGUUCAACUGUCUGAGAAUAUGGAGGUUAUUUCUGACCUGCAGUGUCAGCUUAGAAAUGCAACAGAAAAAUCAUCCCAGUUGAAUGAUUCAAUUAUACAGAAGGAUGAAUGUUUAAAACAAAAGUUAGAUGAAUACAUCAGUUUAAAAGCCCAGCUUUCUGAAGUACAGGAAUCUUCUGUUUUGCAGGAGAAGCAGUUAAAGCUUGUAGCCUCUGAAGCAGAACAGUUGAAAGUGCUUGUUUCAGAAAAAGAAUUAGCUAUCAAUAAUAUUUCAUUAUUCAGUGAGAAUUUAAAGACGCAGCUUCAAGGGAAAGAGAAUGAAUGUGAGGUUUUAAAGAAACAGGUUUUAGAGCUGGAGGAAGCAAAAGUGACUUUACAAAGCGAAAUACAACAUCAGAAGAAUUUAGUAAUUGAGAUGGACCAAUCGUUAUCAGAAAAGGAAUCAUCUCUUAAGGAAAAUGACAGUCUCCUCAAAACUCUGAAGGAGAAAGCAAAGGAAGAUGACAAGAAGACAGUUACAAUUUCUGAGCUCCAAAAUCAGGUACAUGACCUAACACAAGAACUACAAAAAUCUAAAGAACUAAUCCAUGAGAAAGAAAAUGCCUUUUUAUCUCUUCAGGAGAAAAUUGAAGCACAGAAUGAACUAAGAACUGAGUUGAAUGCAGCUCUUGGCCAAAAAGAAGAAGUUAUUGCUGGACUGCUUAAUUCUUUAAAGGAGAAAGAUGCCAGUAUACAGUUGGCAGAUAGCAACGUUAAUGUUCUUUCUAGUGAGAUCGAGGUUCUCAGAGAAAAACUAGAGAAAAGUGAUGCAGCCAUGAAAAACCUGACUGAGGAAAUUCAGGAAAAGAAUGAAAAACUUGUUGUUAAUCAGAAGAAAACUGAUUCUUUGACUGCUGAACUUGACUCUCUUAAAAAUGAACACCAAAAAGCACUAGACCAAAUAAGUACAUGGGGAGAACAGCUACAGCAGAAAGAAUUGUCUGUGGAGUCUCUGCGUGUGAAGUGCACUGAACAGGCAGAUAACAUAGUGCGUUUGAAGUUGGAGUUGGACAAUGUAAAUUCCAAAUCAUCCCAGGACUGCCAUGACAAUGCACUUUUUAUAGCUGGUCUGCAGUGUCAGGUAGAGGCUUUAGAGAAAGAAAAAAAUCUGUUACAAGAAGAUGUGAAUAAACUGAUGGCCGAAAACACACAACUUAGUGCCUCUCAAAAUGGUUUGCAGAAGAAAUUGGAAGAGCUCCGAGAAAUCAAUGAAAAGUUAGAAACCAGUGAGAAUUAUUCAAGAAUGCAGAUAGAUGCUGUCAAACUGCAGAUGAAGACUGAAAAAGAGAAGUUACAGAUGCAGGUCAGUGUGAAGGGUGAAGAACUUUCUAAGCUAGAACUUAAGUUUGAAACUCUAGAACAAAGUCUGCUUGAGUCAGAAAGCAAAUGGGUGACUGAACUUGAUAGGGCAACUUUACAAAACAGUAAUCUUGCUGAGCAGUUGAGCACUUUAGAAAGUGAAAUGGAAUCAAAGGAUAGCAAAAUCCAGUCUUUGCAGCAAGAGCUGGAUCUUAUAAACAAGGAAUUAACUCAAAGCUUAUCUCCAUUACUUAGUAGUAGGCUUUUAUGUAAAGAAAAGGCAGCACAGGCUUCAGAUUCUGAACUGCAGCUAACUGAUAGUAAAACUCAGUUGGAAAAAUUCUCCACUCUGAUAACCACUAUUUUGAGCAAAGAAACAGAAGGAGAGCAGUUGCAACUGGUGCUUUUAGAAAAACAGGAAGAGAUAGACACCAUGAAAGAGGAAUUAAAAAGUAUGCAGUCACUUGAGAAGCAGAAGGAGUUGCUUCAGAAUGAUAUUGAGAAGAUGAAGGGCAAAUACGAGUCUGAAAUUGAAUGCCUGUCAAAAGAAAUGGUCACAGUGAAGGAAGCAUUAUGUAAACAACAGUCUCUCCUGCAAGAAAGCAAAGAAUCUUUUGCAGAAGUAAAUAAGCAGGUUGAAUUUCUUCAAGACAAGAUAAAUAAAUCGGAAGAAAUAGUAAGAACCAGUCAAGAAAAACUGCACAUGGAAGGUAAAAAAGUAGCCAGUCUCCUUGAAGAAAUGGGAGAAAAAGAUCAACUCAUUGAAAACUUAACUUCCCAGGUAAAUCAGCAGAAGGAUUUAGUUUCUGGCCUAAGCCAGCAACUGAAAGAAAAGGACUGUUCUGUUACCCAGAUCAUGGAAUCAUUGUCUAAUGAAAUGCUGAAUUUCUCUGAAGAAAGAAAUAUGUUAAAUACCAAACUGCAAGACCUUGAAGCUGUCCAUAAUAGUUCUGUAGGAGAGCUAACCCGAGCAUUGCAGGAACUUGAGGACUGUAAGAAGGAACUGGAACAUAGUCAGGUUACGUUAAGCAGUCGAGAAGCUGCAUUUAGAGAUCUAAUGCAUGAGAAAGAGCAGAUGCAAUUUAAUCUUGAGAAAAUGGGCAAGGAAAAAGAGAAUCUUAAAAAGAAACUUCAAGCAGCAUUGAUCAUAAGAAGAGAUCUAAUGCAAAAAGUUGGAAAACUAGAAAAGAGUGGUCAGGAAGAAAUAGAAAAAGAGCAAAAAAAAGCAGAGGAGCUGUUGAAGGAAGUUAAUGAGUUAACAGAGAAGCUGAAGGUAGUUGAAGUACAAAAGAAAGAAUUUGAGUCUCAUCUUGGGACUUUGGAGCAACAACUUUUAGAAAAAGAUGCCAAAAUAAGUGAUUUGACUGAAAUUUUGUCUUCUAAAGCUUCUUAUUUAAAGGAACUUCAGGACAAGAUUGUGGAACUAAACGAUGUCAUUGCUGACAAACAAAAUGCAUGUGAGCAGAACCUAAAGUCUUUAGAAGAGAAGGACAGCGUGCUUGCUCAUAUGCAGUCUAUGCUCGAUGAAAAAACAAGUGUGUAUGAAGAGGAACGUUCUCAGUUGCUCUUAGCUCUUGAAAAGGUGAAGUCUGAAGUUAAGAAGGAAGAAUUGUUGAAAGAUUCCAGUGCAGAAGAGCCUGGUUUAAGUGCUGGGGACAGAAAGAAAUGCCUGGAUGCCAACAUUGACAUUACUGUAAUGAAUCAGUUAAAAAAAGAAAAAGAAGCCUUACAGAGGGAGCUUCUGGUCAGGGAAGAAGAUAGGAAGAAAUUUCAGAAAGAAAGGGAAGAGCACAUUAAACUUGCAGCAGAUUUUGAUGAACAAAAAACCCAACUUGAGCAACUGAAACUAGAACAUAAAGCACUCUGGGAAGUUCUUCAAACAAAAUGUAAAGAACUUGACUUGAACCAGUUAGAGUACCCCCUAGUGAAAGAGCUGGCUUCAUCUGAGGCAGUGAUGGGAGAAGAAGAAUCCGACAAACCAAGCAGCAUUCAGGUUCCAUCCUUUAAAGAGUCAGAAGACAUCACUUUGGUGGCAAAUAAAGACACUGAGUUAAUAGAACUGCGAAAUAAUUAUGCAAAACUUCAGGAGGAAACAGAAAUGUUAAGGAAAGAGUUGAGAAGAAUACCCAUUGAAUUUGGUGAUGCAAGGGAAGAAACUGUCAACUUGCACUCUUCAAGGCAGCAGGAGCAAUGUGAGGGCAGCUUGUUGGAGGACAUAAAGCAUCUGCAUAAGAAGCUGAAAGCAUAUGAGGCUGAAGCUAUAGAUGCUAAGACAGAGCUUGAACGUGUGAAUAAUGAGAAGGAAGCACUGAUUAAAAAAAGUGAAGAGGAUUACAAGAUGAGCCAGGAGAAACUGCAGAAACUGAGAGGUGAAGCUAAGAAGGAGGUUGGAGAAAAGAAUGAGGAGAUAGCAGCAUUGCAUUGUUUGCUUACGGAUCUCAAAGAUAAACUUGAUGUGGAAAAGGAAUUGUUAAACAAAACAAUACAGGAGGGCCAAGAAGAAACCCUCCGUUACAAAACAGCACUAGAAGAAGUGAAGAGUGAAAAAGAGAAACUACUCAGUUGUUUAGAAAAGUCUGAUUUGGAACUAAUUAAUAUGAAAAAGGAGGUAAAACAUGUCAAUGAAGAAAACAAAAAACUUCUGACAGAGCUGUGCAUGCUACGUGACAAGGCUGAGAUGAGCAGACCUGUGGUGCCAUCCAAAGAGCUGAAGGAAGAGGAUGAUACCGAACAAGGAAAGUUGCAGGGUAAAGGCGCCUAUUUCCAGCUAUCAGAGACUGCUUGCUCUGGCAAAGCUAAAGUGAGAGAAGCAACAGAAUGUCACAUCCAAAAACAAAUGCAAGUGAUUGAAGAGCCCCUGGCAAAAACUGCAAAUGAAAAUGUUUCUAAACCACAAGAGCAAAGAACUGUACCAGAAGAGAAGACCAGAGAGCUCCUUCAGAGAAAAUUACAGGCUGCUUUAAUAUCACGUAAAGAAGCCCUGAGAGAAAAUAAAUGUCUGAAAGACCAGCUUGAAAAGCUGAUGUUGGAAAGAGAAGAUCUGGUGAACAAAGCAGGGAUGCUUGAACACUUGUUAGAGCUUGGUAAAGAAAAACAAAGUUCAAGUACUGUUUCUUCAUUGUCUGAAGAGGAGCGCCUUGCUUCUGAAAAUGCCAGAUUGCUGACUGAAAAUGAAAACCUCACUGCAGCUUGUGAAAGUCUUAAAUCCACCAUGGAGUCUAUAGUUCAGGAAAAAGAGGCCUUUUCUUUCCAACUAAAUACCUUAAAAGAUUCUCAGACAGUUGAAUUAACAGGCUGGAAGGCUAAACAUAGUGAAUUAAAGCAGGAGUAUGAAUCGCUUCUUCAGGCGUAUGAGAAUAUCAGUAGUAAAAUAGCAGAUAUGAGGCAAGUUAUUGAUCUCAGUAGAAAAGAGAAGCAAGAGGCUAUUCAAAGACUGAGGGAAGGAGAAUCUGAGAAGGAAGCUCUUGAGAAGCAUUUACAAAAACUCAUUGACGAAAAUGAGGUUAUUAAGAAUCAGCUGAAACAACUUGGAGAAUCCAAGAAAAUGGAAGCUGACGAGUUACAAAGUAAAGCAGAAAGGCAGAUACGUGAGCAAGAGGCAAGGAUGCAAGAGCACCAAGAUCGUCUUCAUGAGCUCACCAAACAGAAUCAUCAGCUAAUGGAGGAAAAUGAGCAGCUGAAACAAACUUCUGAAAACUUAAAGCAGGCUUUAGAGAAAAUUCAGAAUGAAAAUUAUAUCCUUCAGAACAACAUCACUGUAACUAAAGCAGCUUUGGGAGAGCUCCAAGUUCAAAUGGAAGUGCACCAGAACGAUAUGCAAUCUAAAAUCAGUGAGGCGUUAUUGGAGAACGAAUCAUUAUUAAAGGACAUUAAUGAGUUAAAGGAUAAACUCUCUGAAAAAGAACAAGACGCGUUUGUCUUAGAACAAGAAAGAAAUUUGAUUUCAGAAAAAGCAAAAGAAACUGAAAAAUCUUUGGACCACAAAGAUCACUGUCUAACAAAGCUGGACAUGGAAUGUCAGAGGCUUACACAAGAAAUUGUUAGCCUAAAUGAAAAAGUUAAGAUUUUAGAGGAUGACAAAUGUCUCCUACAGGAAGAAUUAGAAAAUGUACAAGAAAGUUCUUACAAAGUAAAGAAUGAAAGAGAAUUUCUGGAGACAGAAUUGCUUAAUCAUGUCAAAAAAGUUGAUCAUCUUACUGACAGAAUGAAAUUGGCACAAGUACAGAAUAACUUGCUCUUACAGCAGCUGGAAGAAUUAAAGGCAGAGAAGUGUAAUGUGAUCAGAGAAAAAGAAGAACAGCAGUUACAUCUUGUAAAAAUAUUUGAGGAGAAGGUGAAAAGUGCUCAGAGGGAUAAUAAUGGAAGUAAAAACAAAACGAAAGAAUUGCAAGAACUCUUAAAGGAGAAACAGCAGGAGAUCAACCAUUUGCAAAAGGAUUCUAUAAAGUUCCAGGAGCUGAUCCUGGAUUUGGAAAGAUCUGUGAAACUGUCACAGGCAAAAAGUGAAAAAUUCGAAAAGGACUUAAGUAAUAUGUCAGAGAAGCUUGCAAAGUCCAAUGAAGAAAUACAGCAUCUUGAGGGAAAGCUUUCCUCCCAGGUGAACUUACUGGAUCAGUCAAAGAAUGAAGUGAACAGGCUCACAGAUGAGAAUCUGAAUUGGAGAAAAGAACUUCAGAAAAAAGAUGAUGAACUGCAAAUUCAAAAGAGGGAAUAUGAGAGACAAUUGGAAUUUAAUCUUCAGCAACUUAAAUUGGUUCACAAAAGAGACUUUUUGAAUCUAGAGGAAAGACACAGUGCCCUUGAGAGAGAAAAAGAUAGGGCACUUAGUGAGAUUCAUGGUUUGCAAGAGGAAAUCAGCAUGAAGGACUCUGAAAACAAGAAACUUCAAGCAGAUCUGAAUGCAGCUUUGGCACGAUUAGCUGCUUUUACAAAGUGUAUGUCCUCUCUUCAGGAUGACCGGGACAGGGUAAUCACCGAAAUGAAAACCUGGGAAAUGCAGUUCAAAGAGAUCAUCCAAAAGAAAGAGAAACAGGUAGAGGACAGUAAUAAAAGAAUAAUAUCUUUACAAGAUGAAUUGAAAGAGAAGAUCACUCAGAUUCAAGAACUGAAUAUCAAAUAUUCUAUGGUAGAGGAAACAAAGGAUGAACUGUAUUUGAGGCAAAAAUCUGUUGAUAGACAACGCCAUGAAGAGCUCUGCAGAAUAAAGGAAGAAAAUACAGCGUUUCUGAACAGGCAGCAAGAACUGGAGAGCGUUCUUCAGUCCAAAGAAGAAGCUUUGCAAGCACUCCUUAAAGAAAAUAAUUCUCUUAAUCAUCUUAUAGAGAAUAGUAAAAGUGCAGGAAGAGAGAUAAAAGCUCUGGAAAGUAAUUUUACCAGACAGGAACAAGAACUGCAACAGCUUCUAGCUGAGAAGGAAAAACUUAAUGCUGAAUUGCAAAAGCAGAUUACCAUUUCUGAGCAAAUGAAGGUCAUGCUAAAUAAUAAAGACAAGGAAAUUUCCUUACUUAUUUCUUCAAAAGGUGAUGAAAUCUCUGACUAUCUUAGUCAGGUACAGAGUCAACACAGAAAACAAAUCCAAGAGUAUGAACUUCAGUUAAAGUCUUUGCAGCUGGAGAGGCAACAAUCUGAGGAGUCCUGUCAGAGGAUGGAAGAUGAAUUGAGAAGUCUCCAGGUGAAAGCAGACAAAGCAGGUCAGGAUAAGGCUGCAAUUGCCAGUGAAAUAGAUGCCUUGAAAAAAUCAAUGUCAUCUCUUCAGAAUGAUCGGGAUGAUCUAUUUACUAAAUACAAAGAGCUGGAACAUCUUCACCAAGAUGUCUUGAAUCAGAGGGACAGCCUUAUAGUUGGCAAUGCAAGUGAAAAUAAUGCUUUGAAAGAAGAAUUGAGGGUGCUUCUUAAUCAGAUCGAUGAUCUUCAUUCUGAAAAUGCAAUGCUAAGUGCACAGCUGAUAAAGUAUAGGGAAGAUCUUAACCAAGUUUUAUCUCUGAAAGACCAUCAGCUAAAAGACUUACUUAAGCAGAAAUUGGAUUGUAUUAAAAGCCUUGAACAAGAAAAAUAUGAUCUUCAAAAACAAAUAAAAGAAAUGCAGCUUUCCAGUGAGCUGCAGAAGGAUACUGCUGUAUCUUUGGAACAUGAAAAUAAGAAAUUGGUGUCUAAAGUAAAUGAUUUAGAAUCUUUAAUUGCAUCACUAAAUAAAGAGAAGCUUGUUUCCAGAUCUGGAGAGAAGCUGGUAACUAGUGAUAGUGUUCAGAAUCAAGAGUGUGUAUCAAAUGGGCAGUAUGGAGAAAAUCUUCAAGAACUCCAGAAAUCAAGAGGCAGAAAUACUAAGGAUGCAGAUAAGGAAUACAGUAAGACUCUUUUGACACUUGAACAUGGAGAUGAACCCGAUGCUUUUCCAAUGAAGAUGAUGCUAGAAGUUCAGUCUCAAAAUAGUGAGCUGAGGUCCCAAAAUGAGGCCUUUGGGAAAGCAAUGAGUGCUCUGCAAAAUGAUAGAGAUAGGAUAAUAGAAGACUUAAAGGUACUUCAAAGCAAAUACACAUCUGAUCUCCAGACUGAAAAAAAGAAAGGAGACGAACUUGAAGCUGAAUUGGAUGGCUUUAAAUUACAUCUUGCCACUAUGCUCAAAGAAAAUUCUCUUCUGAAUCGGGCUAUUUUUGAUGCUGCAGAUAAGGUUACACUUGAUCAGAUUGCUGCUGAAAUUGAAAAGCUCUGUAGGACGUUAGUCAGUCGAGAGAUGGAGGUUAGGAGGCUCUCAGCUGAGUGUGGCAGUUAUGUUCACCAGAUUGAAGCUUUUUCCAAGGCUAUGGCCAGUCUUCAGGAUGACCGAGACAAAUUGCUUCAGGAACUCGGCAAUCAGAAGGUAACUUCUGGAACAAAACAGGGCACAGCUUCAUUUCUCAUUGGUUGCAACAGCAUCAGUGAGCUCAAUUCUCUUAAAAGUAAUUUGGCUAUGCCUCAGAACAAUAGGGGAACGUUGGCUAAAGAAGGAGCCAGCCUUGCAGCUGUUGAAAUAUCAAAACUGAAGACCAAGGUUGAUGAUUUGGAGAAGGCAUUGCAUCAGACAAAAGCCUUCCAAGCAGAAACUGAGCAAGAGAUUGCAUCAUACCAGAAUGAACUUGCUGGAUUAAGAAUGGAAAAAAACCUUCUCCUCUCAGAGUCUCAGGCUCUGCGAAAUCAAUGUCAAAUCGCAGUUGCUGAGAAGGACCAACAGAUUGCACAACUACAGAAGCUCCAACAAGACAUGAUUGUGAAGAAAUCAAUCUCUGCUGGCAGCAAUUAUCCAGUCCAGGUUUUAGAAACUGUCUCCCUUGCUGGAAGUGCAGAUACGCCGGAGGAAACCAAACGUAUCUUAGCUGAAAAGAAUCAGCUCCAGAAUGACCUGCAGCGCUGCCUCCAGGAGAUACACCAGAAGGAUCUUUGUUUCCAGCAGAUGAAUUCAAAGGUUGUGCAGUCAACAGAAGAGAAUGCUGUCUUGUCUGCCCAGCUGAAGACUCUUUCACAGACUCUAAGAGAUAACCAGCUUCGUUACACUGACUUGCAAAAUCGUUACUUAAGACUGGAGAGGGAGUAUCAGACAAUGCAAGUGACAUCUUUCCAAGGCACUGUUCAGGAUGAAACUAGAGCAGAAGUUCCCCCUGGAGCGCCACAGGAAAGAUCUGCAGUUAUUGUUGAAGUAGACAAUAUGGAGCUAAAUGAACUCAGAAAAAGGCUUGCAGAGACUGAGCAACAAUAUGAUUCAGUGCAGCAGGCACUCACGCAGCUGACAGAAACACUGUCAGAAGAGAAGAGGAGGAGAGAAGCUGCAGAAGAAGCCCUUGGGCUCUCUGAGGAGCGAAGUAACAGAUUUGAAGCGAGCAGUUACAGGUCUGUACCUAGUGAAUACACUGUUCAGAUGGAAGCAGAGGAGGAAAGGGAAGCCUUAAUCAUCAAUCCCAGUGAACAUGUCGUUGUGCGAAAGAUGAAAGGAGGAGCCCUUUCCAUCCGAAGAUGGCUUCAAGGGCGAAGUCUUUACUGUUCUAAGCUGCUGACCUCAAGAGCAAAAUCCCGCUAUUUAUUCCUCACGUACCUGGUUACACUACAUCUUCUUGUUUUACUGUGCCUCACGGGUGUUCUCUGAAUACACUGCAUUUUCUUGGGUAACUUACUUCCCUGUAGGUAAUGGCGUGCCAAUUCAAGAUUAUAGACUUUUCACAUGCUGCUGUUAAGCUAUGCACUGGACACAGUUGUAUAUAUUCUUGUUACACUACAUGAAUCUUGAGCUUCUAAACAGAAAUGUGUGUAUAUCACAGUUGCUCCAAAGUUGACUUGAAUCACUCUUUACCAGUGGAAUAUUAUAUUUGCUAAGGAGAAAAGAUUUCCCUCUGCCCUAUAAAGAAACUGCUGCAUACAAGUUAUUUAAUAUUGUUUGUGAGUACAUAAUGAUUGAUUACUACUGAAUGGGUUGUAAAUGAUAUCUUUUCUAUAUAAAUUUUAUUUUAAGAGUUAAACUAUAAAUUUUAAAGGAAUAUUCAGCUAUUACUGUUCACUGGCUUCUUGAUUAUAACAAGGAGUUUUAUAGAGUGCAAUAAAGGAAGAACUACUGGAUUUUUGAUUUAAAUUUUUUGUUUGGGUGUUGUUUGGUUUGGGGUUUUAUUUUCUGGCUGAAAAUAAAAGAAUGAUGAAGGUU